UCCACCACCACCACCAACGCCUCCCCCGACUCCGCCUCCGCCCCGCCCCCGGCCCCGGCGGUGCCGGCCAAGGUGCGGCUGAUGGUCAGCUACGGGGGCCGCAUCCAGCCGCGGCCGCACGACAACCAGCUCUCCUACGUCAACGGCGACACCAAGAUCCUCUCCAUCGACCGCCCGCUCCGCUUCCCCGACUUCUACGCGCGCCUCGCCGGCCUCGCCGCCGCCCGCGGGGACCUCUGCGUCAAGUACCAGCUCCCCGGCGAGGACCUCGACGCGCUCGUCUCCGUCACCAACGACGAGGACCUCGAGCACCUCGUCAUCGAGUACGACCGCCUCCACCUCUUCCGCGCCCCCGCCGCGCCGGGAUCUGGCGGUUCUUCCCGGGGCGGCUCCACGCCCAGGCUCCGCGUCUUCCUCUUCCCCGUCGCCCCGCCCCCGCGCCCCGCCUCCCCGCCCAAGCCGCCGCAGCAGGAGCUGCAGCGCGAGUGGUACCUCGACCUCAAGUCCGCCAGCCCGCCUCCGCUGCCGCAGGCCCUGCCGUCGCAGAUGCAGAACCAGCAGAUGCAGCAGCCGCAGGUCAUGAUGAAGCAGGAGGCGGUGCCCGUCCAGUCGCCCCCUCCCGCCGCGCCCAUGGCCGUGCCGCAGUCGGUGGUGGCGGCGUCCAAGACCGGCCCCGACUACCUCUUCGGCUUCGACUACGGCUUCAUGCCGCCGCCCGCGGUCAAGGUCAAGGACCCGGCCGGCGAUCCGCCCAAGAUGAGGGAGAACGUCCCCGUCGAGAUCCCGCCCAAGAAUGAAGACCGACACCCCAACCCCAACCCGGCCGCGGACAACAACAACAACAACGCCAUGGUGUCUCCCGCCGUCUCGCCCGCCGAGUUCCCUCGCCAGAUCCCGGACCUCGAGAAGCUCCAGCUCGCUGACAACGCCACCCAGCAGCAGCAGCCACCACCAGCUCCUGCUCCGGCUCCGGCGCCCCAGGCCGCCCCUGCUCCUGCUCCGGUCGUCGCCCCGGCCGCCCCUGUCCCGGCGCCCUUGUCGAGGAACGGCAGCGACGACUCCCUCACCCGCGCCUACCCUCCAGCCACCGCCACCCCGACUGCCGCAGCAGACUACUAUGUCACCAAGUUCCCGGAGAAGCCCCCCGUCCCGCCUCCAUCAUCGGCUCCCCCUGCGGCGGCCUUCCUGCCGGUGCCGGGCAGGUAUGGUUCUGUUGCCCCUGGCUCUGGCGCCGACCCUGGCCCUUUCUUCUUCAUCCCGGCGCCGCCCCAUGGGUACUACACCAGCGCCAACCCCGGCGGCACCUCCUACUACGCCGUCCCGCACAACAACGGCAAUGCCAACGGGAACGGCACCGCACCCGCCCCCGCCGUGUCGAGCGCUCAGGGCUACCCGCAGGUGGCGUACGACAGCAACGGCCGCGCCGUCUACUACACCGGCCUGCUCCCACAGUACCCUUCGGCCGUCAACGGCGGCGGCAUGUCGGCGUCCUCUGCCGUGCUCGGUACGGAGCCCUCGAAGCCGGUGGCGGUGAAGCCGACCGUGUCGUGAUCGAUCGCCAGCCAGCUCAAGCCGCCUAUCCUAAAUUCAGUAUGGGUUAACAGAGUCUGUCUGCCAGCCAAUUUUCGUUCGUUCGUUGGAUCGUCCAAGUCAAUAUGGGUUAAAUAUGUCUAGUUGGAAUUCGUUAUUGUGUCUAGUAAUUCACCUAUGAUUUUUGCCUUUUUGUUUAGAAGUUUUCGGUUUGGGGUUCGUUCGUUCUGUUGUGAUAUGCAACUAGGAGUGAGUGCUGCUGCUUGGUGUGCUUAGAUGUACAUACAGUCCUUUGUGGACAUAAUGGAUAUUAUAUUAGCAUGUUGGAGAGUUAUUUAAUUAUCUGCAUUGCCUC
This is a messenger RNA of Triticum dicoccoides, 1885 nucleotides long. RefSeq names its product leucine-rich repeat extensin-like protein 5. NCBI's taxonomy places the organism in Eukaryota, Viridiplantae, Streptophyta, Magnoliopsida, Poales, Poaceae. Gene Ontology annotation, molecular function: protein binding. The transcript has a single exon. The annotation marks the transcript as partial. The record is from RefSeq and is a predicted model, not a curated record.